Messenger RNA from Phanerochaete carnosa HHB-10118-sp, 4058 nucleotides. RefSeq lists its product as uncharacterized. Gene Ontology annotation, biological process: protein ubiquitination; SCF complex assembly. Lineage: Eukaryota; Fungi; Basidiomycota; Agaricomycetes; Polyporales; Phanerochaetaceae. The transcript is spliced from 14 exons. Gene Ontology annotation, cellular component: nucleus. The record is from RefSeq and is a predicted model, not a curated record. The coding region runs from base 101 to 3775 and encodes 1224 amino acids.
ACUUCGACGGGCGACCUGCCCUCCGCGGCUUCUCUACAUUUUUGUGCCCAAUAUUACCCACAUAUUUCUAACUGUCUGAACAACGAUAUCAAGGCCCAACAUGACGAAGACGUAUGUGAUGACUGGGCUGAUUGAGAAGAUGCAAUCACCCGACCAGGACUUCCGGUACAUGGGUCUGAAUGAUCUCCUGCUCGAGAUCAAGCAGGAUCCGGGCAACUUCCUUGGGGACGAGAACAUGGAGAGUAAGGUUCUCAAACAGGUCCUUGCUCUCGUUGAGGACAAGAUCUCAGAAGUCAAGAAUCAAGCUGUCAAAUGUCUCGGUCAGCUCAUCAAGAUCAUCCGUGAAACUCAGAUGGUCAUGGUGGUGGACAAGCUUAUUGAGUUUUCCUCAUCACAAGAUGAAGAGCUGCGGGAUAUCUCAGGCCUUGCCCUCAAGACUAUAACUUCUGAGUUGCCACAAGAGGGAAAGAUUGCUGCGAAAGCCUGCGAGAAGCUGACUCCCAAACUUCUCGAUCAACUACGGAACUCGAGCAUUCCGCCAGAGACACUCAUUGAAACACUUUCGAUCCUUUCGAUCCUCAUUGCACGCUUCCGUCCAUAUCUCGCCGACCCUAACCUGCAACCACAGCCAUUAGCUGUCCUCACACCACUGCUCCAGCACCCACGUUCCGCGGUGCGCAAGCGGGCUAUUGCCACGCUCGCACAAUAUCUGCCACUUUCGCAGCCACAGCAUUUCAGCGAGCUGCUGACGGUGAUUAUUCUACCGAACCUCGCUCCUUCUGCCAGCGUAGAGAAGCAACGUACGACUGUGCAGCUUGUCGCCGCCGUCGCGCGCCAUUCUCCACAUCAAGUUGCCACUGUACUGAACGACCUCGUACCAGGCAUCAUCAAAGCGAUUGCAAAGGACGACGAGGAGCUCAGAGAGAGUGGUCUGCAAGCGCUCGAGGCUCUUGUGCUCAAAUGUCCUGCAGAAGUCACGCCUUACCUGAGCAGCAUUAUUCAGUCUGGUACUCAAUAUAUCAAAUACGACCCCAAUUACGCUGGGGACGACGAGGUAGACGAGGACGAAGAGAUGGUUGACGAAGAUGAUGACGACGAAGCCGAACUUGACGAUUACUCUGACGACGAAGACACAUCGUACAAAAUCCGUCGCUCCGCCACAAAAUUACUCGCCGCUGUUAUCGGCACACGCCCUGAACUACUUAUUGCACUGUAUAAGGAUGUUUCGCCGGUGCUCAUUUCACGCUUCGGCGAUCGUGAAGAGACUGUCCGUCUGGAGAUCUGGUCUACAUACGGUAUCUUGCUCAAUCAAACGAACCUCUAUGGUUCAACCCCCCAAGCAAAGGACGCCCAGUUCAGCGCGCGCAAAAGGAAACGGGAAGAAGGUAGCAUGGAGGUCGAAGAGAAUCCGAUCACUCUCCUUCGUGGGCAAGUACCACCGCUUGCAAAGGCUUUGUUGCAACAGUUGAAGUCUACGAAGACACCAGUCACUACCCUGCAGGGAGGCUUCUCUCUGCUGCACGCCCUCCUGACAGUCCUUCCCGGGUGCUUGACAGCGCAGUCAGCACAAGUAGUUGCCAACGCCAAGGUUGUCCUCUCUCAGUCUACAACCGGAUCCUCAGCCAACCUUCAAGUAUCAUGUCUCUCUUUCCUCGGUCUGUUCUUCUCCACCCACCCAGCCACCGCUUACUCAAAUUCCUUGGACUCCAUCAUCGCCGCCCUUCUGAAAUCCAUCUCCGAGAGGCACCCCAAGAUUGCCUCCGAAGGCUUCCGUACCUUUUCCAGCCUGCUAAAUGCGCUCAACCCUGUGCAAGGAGCCGCCUGGGUCGACCGCGUAUAUACUGAGGCUGUCUCACGCCUGAGCAACCAUGACACAGAUGCUGAGGUCCGUCUAUGCGCCGAGCGAGUCAUCGCGGAUCUCUGGAUCUGCGCCACAGAUGUCGUCAAGGACAAGGGUGGCAAGGAGUGGGAAGCGAUCUGCCGCGCCAACGCACGCACGGAGGGCGCCGUCGAUGUCGUCACGCGUGUGGCGCUCAAGGCGGAGGUGAGCGACCAGUGGGUCAACGGGUGUGUCGAAUGGGUGCUCGGCCUGCUGAAGAAGAGUGGACGAUCCGGCAAGAGUGAUGUCUUUACUUGCUUGGAUGCGCUUCUCAGAAGGUACAGCACGGUUCCCGCCGACUUGCCUCCUACCUUGGUUGGCCAGCUCAAAUCUUAUGUUUCGACCGCGGACAUCUCUCUCCUCGCCGCUGCACUCAACAUAGUUGCGCUCCUCCUCGAAGUCGCGCCGACGUCUACGUUCCCCGAGGUUGAGAGUGAUCUCCUCCAGGAUAUCUAUGCUGUCGCACAUUCGUCAUUGGUAUCGGGCGCGCCGUUCGACUCGGUCCUUAACUUUUUCGCUGCGCUCGUACGGGCAGAUAUGCAGAUCGCGACACACGUCGUGCCGAACCUCGUUAUCUCUAUCGACAGGGCGCCCAAGUCGGAGGCGUCACAGGCGAACGUGGCGCGCUGCAUCGGACAGGUCGUCAAGUGCCAACAGACGGUUGCUGCCGGUACCAUCGUGGAGUUCGCCAAGCAGUUGAAGGUACGGGCGAAGUCGCCUGCUAAGCCUGAGAAGGUCGUGCUCAGCUUGUUGGUCAUGGGAGAAGUUGGCCGCUUUAUCGAUAUGUCGCCUCAGACGGACAUCUUCAACGCAGCUAUCGAACGCUUCGGUUCUGAGGUCGAAGAGAUCCGUACCGCGGCGGCCUUCGCUGCGGGUAACAUCGCGGUCGGAAAUCUGCAUCACUUCCUACCCUUUAUCGUCAAGAUGGUUGAGAGAGACCCUGCCAAGCGCCUUCUGUCUCUACAUGCUCUGAAGGAGGUCGUCACUCACUGCUCGCAUGGACAGUUAGAGAAUGUGGCGGACAUGCUCUGGGUGCCUCUGUUCCAGAACUCUGAAGAGUCGGAGGAGAUCACGCGCAACGUUGCUGCGGCAUGUCUGGGCAAGCUUGCUAUUACCGCACCGUCAAGAUACCUUCCUCAGCUUCAUGAACGCAUUCGCGACGAAAAUCCCGCCGCGAGGGCCACUGUCAUCUCUGCCAUUCGCUACACUUUCGCCGAGCCAUCCGCGACGUAUGAUGAACUGCUCAGCGCCACUAUCAUGGACUUCCUCUCGUUAGUCGGCGACCAGGAUCUUACCGUUCGCCGUCUUGCCUUAUCUGCUCUCAAUUCUGCCUCAAGGACGAAGCCACAUCUCAUCAGAGAACAUCUCCCGGCAAUCCUCCCGAUCCUAUAUCAGGAGACAGUUGUCAAACCCGAGCUCAUCCGCACCGUCCAGAUGGGUCCCUGGACACACAAGGUCGACGACGGUCUAGAGGCCCGCAAGACCGCGUACGAGACCCUCUACACGCUGCUAGACACCUGCCUCUCGAAGCUGGAUCCGCACGAGUUCAUCAGCCACAUGUUGGUCGGCCUCUCGGACGAUUCGGACGAGGUCAAGGUCAUCUGCCACAUGAUGCUCUUCCGUCUGUCCCAGGUCGCGCCGACGGCGAUCUCGCAACGGCUGGACGACAUCACACCUGCGCUCGAGAAGAGCAUGAAGGGUGCGACGGUCACGAAGGACACCGUUAAGCAAGACCUCGAACGUGCGGGUGAGCUCCAGCGCAGCACACUCCGCGCAGUCGUCGCACUUAGCAAAGUUGCUCAACCUGGGGCGUCGCCACGAUUCGAUACACUCGUCGAGAACACGAGGAAGAGCAGCGAGUUAGGCCAGGAAUUCCAGGACCUCGUCGGAGUGUAAACGGUCACGAUAUGAGAAAGGAAGAAAUGUAGAGUAUAAUGGAUGAGAGACGUUAUAUCGCGAGCCUCAUUUGUACUUGUGGUUUUCUUGCUGCUUUCAACGCUAGUUACGCAGUUCAAUGUACAUGUCUUGGCCCGAUCUCGCCAUAUUGCGCUGCUCGCGCACCACUGGCGAGCGCUAGCUGCUGUUGAAGCGCCCGUUUGUUCGUCCUGACCGUCGUGGCACCUGUCCUUAACGUUCCGAAAUUCGAUCUCGCAUGUGUUCCCGGUCAAUAUGCUGCAAC